AUGACCCGAAGUCUCAAACAGACCCAAUAUCAACUUCCAACAGCCCAAUUCUCCUCCAUUCACACAGGUUUCCAAUCACCCAUCGCCAUAGCUCAGCGACCCUACUCAACAAGUACAGCACCAACAGCCGACAAUAUAAUCACCGAGCUGGAAGACCUGUACGAAAUGACUAAAGACGAGUUUGAAAUCGCUACCGAAAGCACUGAUAAUGCUACUAUCUACGCUGCCUCGGACCGGGACUCCGCGCGUGAUGCCCUGAAUGAACUAUGUGCCAUAUACUAUUUGUAUACUGCGCGCGAAGGUGAUCACGAUACGGGUAUCCUAGCUGGGCCGGAUCGGGUGCCUGUUUCUGGCGAGGAGUUACUUCAUGGGCCUAGAACUCGCGUUGUUGACCCUGCUUAUGACCCUGCGGAAGUUUCGGAUUCGGUCAGAGAUGAAGUUAGGAAACGUGUUGCGCAUCGCAUUAGGGAGCUGAGGAACGCAGUGCAGCUUUUGGAAGAGAGGACUAAGGCUGAUUGA
Molecule: messenger RNA, 519 nt
Organism: Penicillium taxi
Lineage: Eukaryota; Fungi; Ascomycota; Eurotiomycetes; Eurotiales; Aspergillaceae
Exons: 1
Coding region: 1-519 (172 amino acids)
Source: RefSeq, a predicted model, not a curated record